Cheilinus undulatus (humphead wrasse) is the source of this 3199-nucleotide messenger RNA. RefSeq names its product cyclin T1 (gene ccnt1). The coding region runs from base 24 to 2126 and encodes 700 amino acids. Gene Ontology annotation, cellular component: cyclin/CDK positive transcription elongation factor complex; nucleus. Lineage: Eukaryota; Metazoa; Chordata; Actinopteri; Labriformes; Labridae. Gene Ontology annotation, biological process: positive regulation of DNA-templated transcription, elongation; regulation of transcription by RNA polymerase II. Gene Ontology annotation, molecular function: cyclin-dependent protein serine/threonine kinase activator activity. The record is from RefSeq and is a predicted model, not a curated record. The transcript is spliced from 9 exons.
UUAAACUCUCGUCCUUCUCAGUGAUGGCGGCUUCGUUUCGUUCGCUCCCUGCAAACUGUAACAACAAAUGGUACUACACACGGCAACAGAUCGACAACAGCCCAUCCCGGAGAGCUGGACUUGAUCCGGACAAAGAACUGUCGUACCGACAACAGGCAGCGAACCUGCUCCAGGACAUGGGACAGCGGCUCAAUGUGUCCCAACUUACUAUUAAUACAGCCAUUGUGUACAUGCAUCGAUUCUACAUGGUCCAGUCAUUCACCAGAUUUCACAGAAAUGUUAUCUCUCCUGCUGCGCUCUUUCUGGCUGCAAAGGUUGAGGAGCAGCCAAGGAAACUGGAACAUGUCAUUAAGGUGGCCCAUGCGUGUCUCAAUCCUCAGGAGCCUUCGCCGGAUGUACGCAGUGAUGCCUACCUGCAACAAGCCCAAGACCUGGUCAUUCUUGAGAGCAUAAUACUCCAGACCUUGGCGUUUGAGAUCACCAUUGACCAUCCACACACUCAUGUUGUCAAGUGCACACAGCUGGUCAGAGUUGUUCCAGCGAGUAAGGAUUUGGCUCAAACGUCAUACUUUAUGGCCACAAACAGUCUGCACUUGACCACAUUCUGCCUGCAGUACAGUCCGCCCGUCGUGGCCUGUGUGUGCAUCCAUCUCGCCUGUAAAUGGUCCAACUGGGAGAUCCCUGUGUCGACAGACGGCAAACACUGGUGGGAGUACGUAGACCCCACAGUCACCCUGGAGCUGCUGGAUGAGCUCACACAUGAGUUUCUGCAGAUUCUAGAGAAAACACCCAGCAGGUUGAAGCGGAUCCGCAACUGGAAGGCUGGAGGUCAGACACCAAAAGCCAAGCCCAAAGUCCAGGAGGAGGGUGACCAGAGGGAUACCAUGAUGAGCAUGAUCUCCAUGGCCUCUUCAGAGAGCACUGUGGCAGGCCUCAUGAGCCUCUCAGCUCCUCCCUCUGCCUCUUCUUCCUCUUCUGGAGGCGACAAAGACCGGGGUGCAUCUGGUAGCGCUCAGACCUGGAGCGGGAAGGGUCAGCAGGCUGGAUCCGAGGCGCAGCCACAGCAGCAGCCUAACAACGAAGUCCAUGCCCCGGCUAAGGUGUCGCUGAGUGAGUACCGCGCCAAGAACGCUGACGUCCUCGCUGCUCAGAAGAGGAAGUUGGAGAACAUGGAGGCCAGCGUGAAGAGGGACUAUGCCAACGCUGCUCAGGCUCUCAUUGGUCAGCAGCAGAGGAAGGAGAAGCAGCAUCAUCACCAGCAGUCCAGCUCCUCUUCUGCUGACGCGUCUAACCCUUCACCCAUUAUUUUAAAAAUCCCCUUAGACAAAGAGAGGCAUGGAGACAGGAGUUCUCUGAAAAUGCGUUUUCCCAUCACUGGUGGAGGAAGCAGCGGGCACAGCCACAGCGCCACCUCCCGCGGACAGGACCAGGACAUUAAAGUGAGGAUACGAGUGCCUGAGAAGCAGAGGGGGAGCUCAGGAGAGGAGGGCAAGAGCAGGGACAAGCACAGGGAACGCUCAAACCACCACCACCAUCAUCACCACCACCACCACCAUCAUUCCUCCUCCAGCAGUGCCUCCCUCUCCUCCUCACACAAACACUCAUCAAGCUCCAGUGGGACAACUGGGAGCAGCAAAAAAGUCCCCAGCGACUCCUCCAGAACUGGAUCUUCAUCUUCAUCCGCUUCGCGAAAGAGGACGCACUCCCAAGACCCCACGGCGGGCUCUCACCCUGCUGCUAAAGUCAGCAAGUCCUCCAGGAACCCCUACCAGCUGCCAUCCCUGUCUUCCUCCUCUGGGCAAACUCUGGGGCACGGUGGUGACAUUCUCCCCACGCUGAGCCUCCCACACCACCAGGGAAGCUAUUCCCACUCCAAAGGGGACAAGACGGACACAAACGGGCACGGAGCAGCGGCAGGGACGCAGUCAAAUGAGUACCAGGAUACCUUUGAAAUGUUGAACUCACUUCUGAGCGCACAGGGGGUCCAGCCCUCCCAGCCGUCCAUGUUUGACUACAGAUCCCAGUACGGGGACUACAGGUACAGUGGAGGCUCAAGAGGAAGCAACUCCAGACCUCCGCCGCUGCCUUCAGAACCUCCUCCCCCACUGCCGCCAUUACCCAAAUGAUUUCCUGAGCAGGACACGUAUUCACAUCGUACUUGACACCCAUCUUGUUACAUAGAGUAUUGUAUAAAUUCUCACCCAGCAUUUUUUUACAGCAGAGAAAUGUACUCGAGUUUUUUUCCCUUUUACGGUUCACACAUGGGGCAAUAAUAAGACGCUUUAAAAGCUUGGAAAGUGUGAUUAAAAAAAGGCAGAAGUGUAAAAUUUUUCCCUUUGUUUUAACUGAAAUGAAAUGUGAUGAUGGGACAUGGUUUUACUGUUAAAAGAAGUCAUCACCUUGAAAUCAUGAGGAUUCUAAAAGAUUUACAUAAAAAUGUUAGGUCUUCUUACUGGUUGUCUUUUAUAAUGUUUUUAUAGUAUGUUAUUUAUUAAUUGAAUGCUUUUAACAAAAACAUAGUGUCCUUUUCUACCUUUUUAAGGUUUUCCCUCUUUAUUUUUGGGCAGAGGGAAAUUUCUUCAUCAAGACUGUACAGGCUAGAUUGAGAGUGCAUGUCUCCAAAGCCAUCUUUUCAAUAUUUUUCUCCUUUUUUGAUACUUUCUUUUUCUUUGAAACACCAUAAACUUAAAAAGAAAAGAGUGGCUCGCCCCAGCCUCGGUGUUGAAAUAUUUUAUUUUCUGCAUUCUUUGGUAAAAAUUGUAAAAAGAUUGUAAAAUGUUUAAAAACAAACCUGAAAUAUUUUUUACAUUUUGUUAUGGGAAACAGCAAAAAAAGAGAAUUGUAAAUUAAGGAAGCUUGUACUUUUUAUGUUUUUAGAUUUUGAGUGUUGCAGUCAUUGUUUUAAAUGGUUGUAAAAUAUUCAUAUACGACUCUUUAAUCAUUACACUAAUGGAUGAAGUUCACACCAAGGAUAAAAGACUAUGGUUUAUCAAAGAGUUCAGACAUAUCUAUUCAAUAUGGUCACAAUGAAGGAACAGUCAGAGAAGAAUCACUGUAGAGAAUCCAAGUUUUAAAACUGUAAUAUCCCUGAUCCUUAUUUAUUAGAUUUCUCUGGGGUAGAGCCUUUUUGAUAGAGAUGCACCAACUUUAAAAAUCAGGGCCGAUACCUUUGCUUAAAAUAACAAUCAAGCAUUGUUAA